AUGGCUGCUUUAUCGUUCAUGCUGGCGGCACGGCAUGCUGCUAUGACCGCCGGCACUCAAAAUGAGCCUCUCUUAGCUGGUCAUGACCCCGAUGGUGGUCAUCGAGUAGUGCCAGACCCCGAUGCGCAAGCCAGGGAAAUGCAGCGGAUAUCGAGUGCGGCGGCGAAGAAGACGUUACUCAUAUCGGCCAUCAUAAUAGCAGCGCUCUUUUUAGCGAAGUGGACUAUACAGUUCGAGAUUCAUGGGCCUAUGCCGGACAUUCUGCAGCAUCAGGGUUACCUCCGCCGAUACGCCACCGCCCUGUCCUCUUCUACUUUAUCAUCUCCUAUAAGCGUUAGUGAGGAGGGUAUAGCUGGCCAGAAAAAGAAGAAAGAGAUCAUACUCAUUGGUGGAUCUUUGGGGAAGAGGACUAUGAUAAAGAAGCAUCUACAAAAUCAUUUCCCCGAUGUGCAAGAAGUCUGGGUCUCGCCACAUGAUAUCUAUAGAAACGCCAGAGUCGUGACAAGCCCUCAGGGACGAGUCGAUGGGGGGCCGCCCGGUAGGACCUAUGCGGUGCCCAGCAAUCAGGUCUCGGCAAACGGUGUAGUCGAUUAUAGUGGAGUAUUAGACUCUCUUGAAAAGGACCUAAUAACACGGUGCGUCGCAGAGGAGGAAGUUCGGGACGCAUUUGAUGAUAAUAUGUAUCGAGUGAAUGCCGAGAGGCUGACCAACGAGAAAAUGGUCGUCCAGGAGUAUCUAGGAGCUUUGGAGGAAGAACCUAUGCGAAGUAGUCUGAGGAGGAAGAGGGCUAAACCUGGCGAUAACUGUGACGAUCUGGAUUCAUCGUCCUCGGGUGUUGCUGAGGCCGCCGGGAGAAGUUGUCGAUCUUGUUACGAGUUCAUUGUCAACACAGUCUCGACAGAUGGUCAUCACCUGGUCUCUGACAUCUGGCGUGGCACGCCCAAAGCGAAACCUGGCUCAACUGAGUGCCUCUAUGACAUACAGGAAUCAGUAUCGUGGUCGGAGUGUCCGCGCCAAGUACUGAACUACGUCUUCCAGGUGUUAGAUGCUACGGGUGUCCGUAACGGUGCCGCUCAUACAGAGCUCAUGCUACGCGGCGAAGACGUGUGCCUGAUCGAAGUGAAUGCCCGAAUCGCUGGGGAAGUUCGCGGAGGUCCUUCAAUGAUAUCUGUCCGCUACUUGUACAGUAUAACACAGCGUUCACAAUUCUGCCGCUUUGGUCGAGCCCUUUCGCCGCUGAACCAAGCCGCACCAUUCCACGACGAGGAGCGUUUCAUGAAGAUCGCGGAAGGAAUACCGCGAGUUCGUAACCUUAAGAAAACAUGCGAUUUAAUCUCAUCACCAGGUGUGGUUAUUAUGAGGGCUGAGAAGACUCGCGAGGGGCGGCACAAGAUCAGCAAGUUGACUGCACGAAUCAGAAAAUCUGAGAAAGAUGGAACACUGUAUUUCAAGAGGGAGGAGAGUAAAAUAUGGCGGAACUUGGACGAGGUCAGACGGAAAGCCAAGAAGCUCGAGGAAGGCCGCGAGUUGGCUGAGCAGAAAAAGCAAAGCCUCAUCCAGCUUGAACGGGUGCGGAAGCGGCGAGAGGCAGAGAACUCUAGGCGGGCUCUUGAGAUCAAGACGAGCCUAGAUACCAUCAAAGAGCAGCAUCUCAAGAACAAGGCAUGCACCUUGGCGGCUAAGAGGGAGGCCACACGGGAGGCUAGGAAGGAGAGGGCGGAAAUCAUACGAAUGAAGCACAUGGAGCAGGCUAGGGAAGUAGCUGCCAAGUCUGAGAGAGCUGUGGCGAUCCACCGAGCGUCGCUUGAGGCUAAGUUGCAGGCGAAAGCGGAGAAAGAGAAAAAACAGCGGAUGGUGCGAGAGGAAGCUCAGCGGAAACGAGCCGCUGUCCUGGCUCGGGCUCAAGCUGAUAAGGCUGAGCUGGCUGCCUUGGAGGAGGAGGAGAUGCGGUGUUUGCAGCGACUUCAGCACUCUAGGAUGCUAUCGCAAGCCUCGCUACAGGGCUUGGAGGGUCCACAGGGUCAGAGCAGCUCGUUGCGUACGAUGAUGGGCUCACGAGGGGCAGCGACCCUGCUGGAGGGAGAGGGCCUGCCUUGGUCACCUAGCAAGAGUGAGGAGGGCUCUUAUAUUACAGUGGUCUGUGAGGUUGGCAAUGUGCAGAACAUGUCCCAGCCGUCGGUGGUCACGCCGUUCACACAGGAGAAACAACGGAAGAUCCUCAAGCUGGUGAACGAGACAGCACCAUUGAGGCUUUUUCGUGGUCGUGUUAUUCCACAACUGAGUACCUUCCGAUUUCGAGGAGGAGGUCGGCUCAUGACGGGCCAAAUCGGCGUCUUCCAUCGAGGAGGAGGCCAUCGUCAACGACUCCGUCUUAUCGACUACAAGCGCGGCCGGAAGGAUAUCUACGCCACCGUCUUGCGAAUUGAAUACUGCCCGGGACGGACCUCAUUCUUAGCUUUGAUACAGUACACUGAUGGAGUUCUCUCGUAUAUAGUAGCACCGGAGACACUGCGCCCGGGAGACCGAGUCGUGGCCAGCGAGAAAGCGCCGAUCACUCCGGGGAAUAGUCUGCCACUGAGGAACAUACCCGCUGGUACCAUCAUUCACAACCUGGAACCCCGGCCAGGUGCGGGCGGACAGAUCAAUAGGUCUGCUGGUUGCUUUGCGGCUAUCAUGUCGAAGGAUUCCCAGUGGGCUACGAUUAAGCUUAACUCCACUGAGAUUAAGAGGUUCCCUCUGGACUGUUGGGCGGUGGUCGGACAAGUUGGCAACGCGAAUUUCUGGGCGCGCGCUAAAGGCCACUGUCGAGUGAAGCGGUGGCUUGGAUGGAGACCUUCCGUCCAUGGUGUUGCUAAAAACCCUGUGGAGCAUCCCCAUGGUGGUGGCACCUCUCACAAGGGGCCCAAGCGAAACCCUGUGUCCCCCUGGGGCGGCCUGGUCCUUCAAAAAACGAGGUCGCGUCACAAGCCGAGGACGAACGUCAUCUCUCCUCCUUCUGGUGCCACCACUCGGGGAGUGUGA
Perkinsus marinus ATCC 50983 is the source of this 3021-nucleotide messenger RNA. RefSeq names its product 50s ribosomal protein l2, putative. The transcript is spliced from 29 exons. The record is from RefSeq and is a predicted model, not a curated record. Bases 1 to 3021 code for a protein of 1006 amino acids. NCBI's taxonomy places the organism in Eukaryota, Perkinsozoa, Perkinsida, Perkinsidae. Gene Ontology annotation, biological process: cytoplasmic translation. Gene Ontology annotation, molecular function: transferase activity; structural constituent of ribosome; RNA binding. Gene Ontology annotation, cellular component: ribosome; large ribosomal subunit.